This is a messenger RNA of Blastomyces dermatitidis ER-3, 294 nucleotides long. RefSeq lists its product as uncharacterized. The transcript has 2 exons. The record is from RefSeq and is a predicted model, not a curated record. The coding region runs from base 1 to 294 and encodes 97 amino acids. Lineage: Eukaryota; Fungi; Ascomycota; Eurotiomycetes; Onygenales; Ajellomycetaceae.
AUGAAGAGAGAGAGAGAGAAGAAGAGUGUUACUGUAAAUAAGCAGCAGCAGAAGGAGAUUGAGAAGGUAUUGAAGCAGGAGACAAAGAAGUCAAAACUGCAGGAGCUGGCAGAGGAGAAGGAGAUUGAGGCCUUGUUCAGGUCUCAAAUGCACUCCAUGAUCCAGGACAUUGAGGAGACAGCCCUGCUCUCUGAGCAUGCCAAUCUGCUUGCUGCUGAGGUGAAACCUGAGGCAGCAGACCAGGAAAUGCGGGAUUUUGAGAUACAGGUUGACCUGGCUGAAGGGGAGCAGUGA